Messenger RNA from Elgaria multicarinata webbii, 2016 nucleotides. It is a transcript of the gene RBFOX3, whose product is annotated as RNA binding fox-1 homolog 3. Gene Ontology annotation, biological process: nervous system development; regulation of alternative mRNA splicing, via spliceosome. The transcript is spliced from 12 exons. The record is from RefSeq and is a predicted model, not a curated record. Gene Ontology annotation, molecular function: mRNA binding. Gene Ontology annotation, cellular component: cytoplasm; nucleus. Lineage: Eukaryota; Metazoa; Chordata; Lepidosauria; Squamata; Anguidae. Bases 391 to 1398 code for a protein of 335 amino acids.
AGCUCUGCGGGAAGAACAGGUCUGGGAUCUGAGCUGGCUUUGCUUCUCUUCCGUUUCCUUCCAAGGGGCUGGUAUUUUUGUGGUCAACCCCACCCCCCGACCUCCUGUUGUCAGAGUCUUGCUCCAGCUCCUCUACUGCCCACCUGGAAGCCUCCUGCCACCCCUCACCGCCACCCCGUCUGCAAUUCCUGCACCAAGCUGGCACGUCGGAUACCCAUGGCCAGCUCUGAGGCACACGGCGGCCUGCAGCUAUUGUCAACAGGGCUGUGCCUGUGAAAGGGGGGACCCCGGUCGGCAUCCCAGGACGGAGACCACCAGGGGCGGGGGCGAUACCCAGCGGCCUGGGCCGGAUCACUUCUCCGUGGACCUGUGGACAUCCCGGCUGCCAGAAUGAUGAUGUAUUUCUGGGGCAACCAGGACGCCACGGCUCCGCCUGACGCAAUGGCCCAGCCCUACCCCCCAGCCACGUACCCCCCGCCCCCGCAGAAUGGCAUCCCUGCAGAGUACGCGCCGCCGCCGCCGCCACACCCGCACCCCGCACAGGACUACUCGGGGCAGAGCACAGUCCCUGAGCACGCCUUGACUCUCUACACGCCAGCACAGAGCCACCCUGAACAGCCCGGCACUGACGCCAGCACGCAAUCCAUAGCAGGCACACAGACAGUACCGCAGACAGAUGAAGCGGCACAGACAGACAACCAGACGCUACACCCGCCGGAGAGUGGUUCCGACAAACAGCAGCCCAAACGGUUACAUGUUUCCAACAUCCCUUUCCGCUUCCGGGACCCUGACCUGCGGCAAAUGUUUGGGCAAUUCGGAAAGAUCCUGGAUGUUGAGAUCAUUUUCAAUGAGCGUGGUUCCAAGGGUUUUGGGUUUGUAACUUUUGAAACUAGUGCAGAUGCCGAUCGGGCACGGGAGAAGCUGAACGGCACCAUCGUAGAGGGACGCAAGAUCGAGGUCAACAAUGCCACAGCACGAGUAAUGACAAACAAGAAGGCAGCGAAUCCCUACACAAAUGGCUGGAAGUUGAACCCUGUGGUAGGCACCGUCUAUGGCCCUGAGUUCUAUGCAGUGACCGGUUUCCCAUAUCCAGCCACAGGAACAGCAGUAGCGUACCGGGGGGCACACUUACGAGGGCGGGGGCGCACAGUCUACAACACGUUCCGGGCAGCUCCCCCACCCCCGCCCAUCCCCACGUACGGAGCAGUGGUUUACCAGGAUGGAUUCUACGGUGCUGAAAUCUAUGGAGGUUAUGCAGCUUACAGAUAUGCUCAGCCUGCAGCAGCGGCAGCAGCGGCAGCUUACAGCGACAGUUACGGCCGAGUUUAUGCAGCUGCAGACCCUUACCAUCAUACCAUCGGCCCUGCUGCUGCCACCUACAGCAUUGGCACUAUGUGAAACCUUCAGCUGUUUCCUUCUGGGACCAGGAAGGGCACACACAAAACAAAUUUUUUUUAAAAAAAAAAGCAAAGCAACAAAACAAUUACAAAACUAACGAGCCAAGCGACCGAGUGAAAGCCCCCUUCUGCCCACACAUGCGCCCCCAAGCGACAGGCCACCUGGAGCGCAAGCACCGACCGGACAGAUGGACGGCAGCGACCCACAGACUCUGCAAAAGCCGUCCAUGCCAGGAGACCCGUGCCCUGCUCCCCGAGCCCACCCCGCUGCAGACCACGGGGCCAGGAGGGACAGGCACCGACACAGACUGGAUUCUGCGGGCCCCGGGCCACCACCACGUCUUCCUUCCAGCCCUCCCGAAGAAGCGCCGCAGCCACGAUGCACCUGCAGGGCGAGUGGUCCUGCGUCUCGCUUCCCAGAGCCUCCCACUGCUUUUUGUGCUUUGCUGGUUCAUCCAUUUGUCAAGUUGGCCAGGCCUUGGGAUCCUGGGCGGGGCCAGGCCAGGGGGUUUCUGGGUACGGCCACCUUGGUCCAGGGAGUGAGGACCUCGGGCUUUUGGCAGGAGGGGGUUCUUUGAAGAGUUUGCACUUUCCCCUCCUCCUGAGGAUCCCAGCCCCG